GACCAAUAGUUUGUUCCCACUUCUGAGAAUAUAAAAGGGAGAUUGUGGAGAGGGAAACGGAGGCUCGCUGACAACUUCAGUACGAAGAGUGCUACUACAUACACCAUAACGUAAAAAAGGAGGAGGAGAAGGAGGGGGAAAAUCGUCGAAGGACUUUUUGGAGCGCUUUUGUCUUCCGACUCAUUUUGUUCGUGAUUCCAUUCUUGAUUUGAGAGUGAGUGAGUGGAUGAGUCAAGUUUUUGGCUUGUCAUUCACGACAGGGUCUUUCAAUUGAGGCCAAAGUCAUGUAAAAUCGAUCCGGGAAUCACCAGUUUUUUAACAGCAAGACAGACGACCCUCUUUGUUGUCCAUUAAGUCCAACUCUAACUGGACGAACGAACGGACGGUGCGUGCUUCUUGGGCUCCUGCUUGGGAUUAAAUUUUCUUGAUCGGGAUUUUUAAAAAAGUAUCUGAUCAUCACAACAAUCAGAAAGACCACGACUCAGUUGCUGUGAGCAUUGCUUCAAGAUUUUGGGAGUGUAGUGACUUUUUUUUUCUGGGUGAGAAUUUUUAAUCAGGUCAGAAGUUUAGCGUGCCGUUCCGGAUCAACUGAAAGACACCUUGGAUGGCAAAGUUCCUGGAAGAUUUGUUUUUAGAUUAGAAAAAAAGACGAUCCUUGGAACAAUGGGUUCAUACCGAGCCAGUGGAGUGUUCAUAAGUCUCCUCUACUUUGGGGCUUUUAUUAAAUCCGGGUUUGGUAUUCAUUGCUAUGUGGACAACACUGUAGAUGGGGUUCCCGCCCAAGUGAUUGAUUGUAGCUCCUUGGGGAUCCAACGCGAGGAACUUUAUUGCCGGAACACAACCACAGACAAAGGAGAGAUCCAUCGGAGCUGUGUGGCCAUGUCAUGGUACGACUCGAAUUGGGAACAACUAGGAUGUCACUUCGAGCACGGGAUCAAACGGUGUACUUGCUCGACGGACUUGUGCAACGCCCCCUUUGCUUCGACGGCCGCCUUCUCCAAGUCCCCUUCGGUGCUUUGCAUGGGCCAAGGCGCCGGGAUAUCAAUCCUGAUGAUCGCACUCCAAUGGAUUCAACCUGGUGGGAUGUCGUCGUCAGUAAUAACAUGAAUAGCCUUCAUUUGGACCAAAAUUCGGUUUAUUUUCGUCAAAAAUCGAACACUUUCUGCCUUUUUUAAUUCAAGUAGUAUUAAAUAUAACGUGUGGAAAGAAAAAGGGAUUUUGUGAUCAUUCUUCUUGGCGUGGAUGUAAUUGAAAAAUAGUGAAAAUGUGGGGAGAGGGCUCAGGCCGUCGGGUGGUGGUUGUGGGUGGACGUGGGCCGGUUUGUUAUAAAGUUUUUUCAAGUAUUGGUAUUUAAAAUAAGAUUCAUUAGCGCAUCUCGAAUAAUCUAGAAGAGGGGGAAACGUGUUUGAGAAAGUGGAGAAGGAGGACGAGAAGGGUAAACAUGGGCAGAAAAAGAUACUUAUUACUCCCGCCUCUUCGUUCCAUAUGGAGUAAGGCACAAGAGGUGUUUUUUUUUAAAGUGGUUUAAAACACGCUUGAAGGAUGCUGAACUACUAAAAAAAAAUGUCCUGGCCUACACGGGAUCAUACGGAGGGAUAUGGGUUCGGGUUUCGAGAAGUUUCUUAAUCAGUUUUAGUAGAAAGUUUGUAGCUCGUCAAGGUGUGAAGACUGAUGAAAACAAUGGGCAGUCUACAGGAACAAUAUCAUGACAUUAUAAACAACCCUACUUUGGACAAUAAAGAGAAUAGGGCGGAAAAAGAGGGCGAGGCGGCCGUGAUGGGGACCCAAAAAUGGUAUUUGACGCCCAUCAUUGGCAUCAGCGUUUAGGGUAACAUGAGCAACUUCAGAUGGUUAAGAAACAAAUGCGCGUUUUGCACGUGAUUCAAUUCAACCGGUUCCUCCAAUCAGGGUUGGUUCUCAUUUCUUCACAACGGGCAAAAAGCCCAAGUCGCAAAUCUUCUCAAAUAUUAUAAAUCUGGUGUCUUUGUUUGAGACGUCAAGGUCCGUCUCGUUAUCAAGGGAUUUUGCUUUUUUUUCUUUUGUUUUCGGAUUCGCUUACUGAUCUUCAACUGAAUUAGUUUCGCAUUGUUUUGAUUGAAUUCCCAGUGCUGAAAUCUGGCAUCGUCGGUAGGAGAGUUUAAGGGGCCAAACCUUGUUGACCA
Molecule: messenger RNA, 2162 nt
Organism: Tigriopus californicus
Lineage: Eukaryota; Metazoa; Arthropoda; Copepoda; Harpacticoida; Harpacticidae
Exons: 3
Coding region: 664-1107 (147 amino acids)
Source: RefSeq, a predicted model, not a curated record